CAGACAGCAGCAGCCAGCAAAUAUAACCGGGAGUUCUCGCUCUGUUAGUUGAACAUACAAACAUGGAUUUGGUGCUGCUGUAGUGAUGAUGCUCAAUUCCAGUUAUACUCACACAACAUGGGCACUGUUUUAGCACCGUUUUUUUACGCCGGUAGCUUCGGUAUUCUUUCUCUUUUCUCUGUCUCAUAUUCUAGGUCGUCAUCUCUCCAUCGCUUAUAGGCCGAAAGAGAGAGAGGGUGAAAGAGAGAGUUAGAGAGGGAACCAAAAAGAGGCUGAGAGAGGCAGGCAGGCUCGAGAAGGGAACAUACUGUGGGUUCCGAAGACAUUUUCUCCGUGGUUGUGUUUUCUGGAUGAUUUCUCAUUCUGAUUAUUUUUGAAAUUAUUUUAUUAUAAUCAUGGCGACAGAUUCCCCUGCCCGGAGUCUGGAUGAGAUCGACCUGUCUGCACUACGGGAUCCAGCGGGGAUCUUUGAGCUGGUGGAAUUGGUGGGCAACGGAACCUAUGGACAGGUGUACAAGGGUCGUCAUGUCAAGACAGGACAACUGGCGGCCAUCAAGGUCAUGGAUGUCACUGGGGAUGAGGAGGAGGAGAUUAAGGCAGAGAUCAACAUGUUGAAGAAGUACAGCCACCAUCGGAACAUCGCUACCUACUAUGGUGCCUUCAUCAAGAAGAACCCCCCUGGCGCUGAUGACCAGCUUUGGUUGGUGAUGGAGUUCUGUGGCGCGGGCUCAGUCACAGAUCUCAUUAAAAACACCAAGGGGAACUCACUGAAGGAGGAGUGGACAGCGUACAUCUGUAGAGAGAUCCUCAGGGGUCUGACCCAUCUUCACCAGCACAAAGUCAUCCACAGAGACAUCAAAGGUCAGAAUGUCCUACUGACUGAGAAUGCAGAGGUCAAGCUUGUGGACUUUGGCGUGAGCGCUCAGUUGGAUCGAACGGUGGGACGAAGGAAUACUUUUAUCGGAACGCCCUAUUGGAUGGCUCCUGAAGUCAUUGCCUGUGACGAAAACCCAGAGGCUACCUACGACUUCAAGAGCGACCUGUGGUCUCUGGGUAUAACUGCUAUAGAAAUGGCAGAGGGAGCACCACCUCUGUGUGACAUGCACCCAAUGAGAGCGCUCUUCCUCAUUCCCCGAAACCCCGCCCCAAGGCUCAAGUCCAAAAAGUGGUCUAAGAAGUUCCAAUCGUUCAUCGAGAGCUGUUUGGUGAAGAGCCACGGCCAGAGACCGAGCACAGAGCAGCUGCUGAAACACCCCUUCAUCAGAGAGCUGCCCAACGAGCGGCAGGUCCGCAUCCAGCUGAAGGACCACAUCGACAGGACCAAGAAGAAGCGGGGAGAGAGGGACGAGACGGAAUAUGAGUACAGCGGAAGUGAGGAGGAGGAGGAAGAGGAGCGAAACGUCGGGGAGACAAGCUCCAUCAUAAACAUCCCUGGCGAGUCCACGUUAAGGCGGGACUUCCUGCGCCUGCAGCUGGCCAAUAAGGAGCGCUCUGAGGCUCUGAGGCGGCAGCAGCUGGAGCAACAGCAGAACGAGGAACACAAGCGCCUCCUGCUGGCCGAGCGACAAAAACGCAUAGAGGAGCAGAAAGAACAGAGGAGGAGGCUGGAGGAGCAACAGCGUAGAGAGCGAGAGUUGAGGAAACAGCAAGAGAGAGAACAGAGGAGACGCUACGAGGAGAUGGAGCAGCUGCGGCGGGACGAGGAGCGUAGGCAUGCCGAGCGUGAGCAGGAGUACAUCCGUAGACAGUUGGAGGAGGAACAGAGACAGUUAGAGAUUCUACAACAGCAGCUGUUACAGGAGCAGGCUCUACUGCUGGAGUAUAAGCGUAAGCAGAUUGAGGAGCAGCGUCAAGCCGAGAGGCUACAGAGACAAUUACAGCAGGAGAGAGCCUAUCUGGUGUCUCUACAGCAGCAACAACAACAACAAAACCAAGAUGGCCGACCAGGAGAGAAGAAACAGCUGUAUCACUAUAAAGACUCAGCUAGUCCUACUGACAAACCCGCCUGGGCGAAAGAGGUCCAGAAGCAGCAGAAACGCCCCCAGAGCAACUCACCCCGCCCAUUACGUCAGCACCACUCCUUUAACCAACCAGUAGACUCCAAACCCUCCCAGCUUCGUCCCCAUGCCAACCCUGCUCGCCGAGCCCCCUCUAACCCUAUCCAAACCCCUCGCGGUCGUACUGCCCACGAGACAAGGAAUGUAGUGAAUUCUCCUCUGAAAAGUGAGAUCAACCAACAGUUUAGACAGAUGGGAGCUCAGAAAAACAGGGAGAUCAAAGUCACAGGAAGACAUAACAGCCCCCGAGUCAACCCCCGUGUUGUAGUAUCUGGCAACAACCUGGGUCCGAAAGCCCAGAGGCAAGCCAAUCAGAAGGCUGACCGUCUAUACCGAGGACGUAGUCCCGGCCCCAAACACCAGGGGCCGCCAGGCAACUCCAACCAGGACCCGCAAAAUAACGGUCAGGGUCAACCGACUGUCUCAGUCCCCAACCAAGGCCAGGGUCCGAGCGAGGGCCCAGGUACCCAACAGCCUUCAGCAGCCUUCACGCCCGUCCUCAUCUCCAGCCCAAUCCCUGUCCUCAUCUCCGGCCCUUUGCAAAGCGAGAGCGCCGUUGUACCCUCUAACCAGGUGGCCACGAAUGGGAUCGACUGGGCCCCCAGCUCCUGCCCCAACCAGGGACCUAACCCGGGGGUGGAGGAGCGAUCCAAGUUGAACAGGCAGAGUUCUCCGGCGCUGCAGCACAAGGCCCUGUCCAGCCGGGUCUCUGAGGCCGCGCUGCCCCCCCGAUCCGAGUCCUUCAGCGCCGCCGGGAUGCAGCCGGCACGCACGCCUCCGUCACACCGCUCCGUAGAACCACAGAUGGCCCAUCUGAUUCCAGUGAAGACCAUGUCAGGCUCUCAGUCUCUGCAGGAGGGGACAAGGGGAGACGGUGGAGGGAUGGGGAGGAGAGGGGAGGAGGGAGGAGGCAUGCCGCCUCGUCAGAACUCUGACCCCACGUCAGAUUCGAACCCCGCCCCCCCACCUCGUACCACCAGCCGAGACGACGACGAGCUCCCUCCUAAAGUCCCUCAGAGGACCACCUCCAUCUCUCCCGCCCUCGUGAGGAAAAACUCCCCCAACGGGCAGGGACUCAUACGAGCCAGUAAUCCAGACCUGAGAGCGUCAGAGCUGUCUCUGGAUGCUUCUCUACAGAGGAGGUCUUCACAUUCCUCCUCCUCAUCUUCACCAUCCUCACAGAGAGGUCCACCAGUCCAGGAAACAUCCCCCCCAGCGGCAGCCAAUCAGGAGGUCAGGAUCAGACAGGGAGAAGGGCGAGAGUCAGCCAGACCCAGCAGACCUGCAAGCUAUAAGAAAGCCAUAGACGAGGAGGAACUGGACCUCAGUGCCCUGGCUAAGGAACUUCGAGAGUUGAGAGUAGAAGAGGGUAACCGACCUCCAGUGAAGGUGAGAAAGGUGACGGACUACUCUUCGUCGAGUGACGAGGGGUCAGAGAGCAGCGACGAGGACGGAGAGACGGGUCAAGACGGGACUGUGGCAGUCAUGCCACAGCAGGGUGAGGAAUAUGGAGGUUUGACUGAUGAACCUCUGGCUGGCUCCUUCAACACAACACAAGACAGCACCUUGGUGAUGAGAGAGGCGGAGGAGAGGAGGAGGGCGUCAGGCCAUGGUGAAAGUAACGGGUUCCAUAGCAACCGUCGAGGCAGCAGUAACCAUGGGAACCUCCCUGACCUGGUCCAGCAGAGCUCCACUUCCUCACCGUCCGCCUUGGAUUCACUAAAAGAGCAAUUUGGAUCGAAGGCUUCCUUCUCCCCAUUUGGAGACCCUCUCUCCUAUCAGACCUCCCCUACGGAAGAUGACGACGAUGAAGAUGAGAGCUCCGCUGGUCUGUUCACUAGUGACUUGUUGCGGCAGGAACAGGAGCAAGCCAGGUUAGCCGAGGCCAGGAAGAUCAGCGUGGUCAACGUGAACCCGACCAACAUACGACCACACAGCGACACGCCUGAGAUCCGCAAAUACAAGAAGAGAUUUAACUCUGAGAUCCUGUGUGCGGCUCUCUGGGGUGUGAACCUGCUGGUGGGGACAGAGAGCGGUCUGAUGCUGCUGGACCGCAGCGGUCAGGGGAAGGUCUAUAACCUGAUCACCCGACGACGCUUCCUUCAGAUGGACGUCCUGGAAGGCCUCAACGUCCUGGUCACGAUAUCAGGGAAGAAGAAUAAGUUGCGUGUUUACUACCUGUCCUGGCUGAGGAACAGGAUAUUACACAACGACCCUGAGGUGGAGAAGAAGCAGGGCUGGGUCACAGUGGGGGAGCUGGAGGGCUGUGUCCACUACAAAGUCGUGAAGUACGAGAGGAUCAAGUUCCUGGUGAUUGCUCAGAAGAAUGCUGUGGAGAUCUACGCCUGGGCACCAAAACCCUAUCACAAGUUCAUGGCCUUCAAGUCGUUCACUGACCUGCAGCACCGCCCCCAGCUGGUUGACCUGACGGUGGAGGAGGGUCAGAGGUUAAAGGUUAUAUACGGCUCCUGCCUAGGUUUCCAUGUUAUCGACGUUGACUCUGGCAACCCGUACGACAUCUAUGUCCCCUCACAUAUCCAGAGCCAGGUGACCCCCCAUGCCAUCGUGGUCCUCCCUAAGACAGACGGGAUGGAGAUGCUGUUGUGCUACGAGGACGAGGGCGUGUAUGUCAACACCUACGGGCGCAUCACCAAAGACGUGGUCCUGCAGUGGGGAGAGAUGCCCACAUCAGUGGCCUAUAUCCACUCCAGCCAGAUAAUGGGCUGGGGGGAGAAGGCCAUAGAGAUCAGGUCUGUGGAGACUGGACACCUGGACGGGGUCUUCAUGCACAAGAGAGCCCAGAGACUCAAGUUCCUGUGUGAAAGGAACGACAAGGUGUUCUUUGCGUCAGUGAGGUCUGGAGGAAGCAGCCAGGUGUUCUUCAUGACCCUGAACCGUAGCUCGAUGAUGAACUGGUGAAACUCCUCCCUUCUGUCUUCCCAUUGGCCUGCUCAGCUGUCCGUUAUCGGCCAAGGCUCAUAGCCAAUUUAAACGGACCCAGAGAAUCAAAUCCUGAAUGAAACAAGUGACUUGAAUAAUCAGAGUCCAACACUGAAUCUAACUGACAGAAUCAAAUGCAGAAUGAAUCAAUCACUGAGAGAAUCAAAUAUCAAAUCAAAGUUUUAAAGAAUUUAAUUCUUAACGAAUUAAAUUUAAAGAGAAUCAAACUUGAACAAAGUGAAAAACUGAGAGACUACAACACUGUAACAGACUUAUAGGACUUCAAAUAAUAAAAAGAAACCCCAUUAUAAAGGAGAGUGUGCAGGUAGAGGCUGGGUUGGAUCAACAGGUUUCAACUGGUUUUACAAGAUCUCAACACUGUCUGCAGAGACGGACCAGUGCUGCUGGUGCUUCCUGAUCUGAUGACAACCCCCUCACCCCACCUCUCUUCUUUCUUUCUUUUUUCUAUUUUUCUUUUUCUGUCUUUCUUUCCUCAACUUUAUCCUAGCCUAAUUUCUUUCCACGUCUCCCUCUCUCUUGUCCCCUCUACCCCUCCUCUAAAAUAUUGGCUAUGUCCCUUUAAAAACAGAACCACGGCCUGUCUUCCUUCCUUCUCUCUGUUCCUCUCCUCGUUUCCUCUUCUCCUACCCCUCUCUCUUAUCUCCUUUACAUUCUUAAGGUGCUGCAUCAGAAAAACUGUAAUGUUACAUAUAAAAAAAUAACAAAGUUGCUGUUUUCUAGAAAUAUGCUUUUCUUUUCCUUAAAAUAACACAUUGAUCAAGUUUGAUGUUCAAGGUUUGUUUAUCGUUUAUUUCUGUACUGUAUUAAAAUGUACAUUUGAUGCUCCAUUAUAAUUGUAAUGUUAAGAGCUUGAGAACUUGCACAGCACAUUUUAGUGUCUGUCAUUUAAUUUGUGUGUUUUAUUUUAUGCUGAAAUGCCAGAGAAAAACCUGAUUCAACUGAGAAUUGUCUGAGAAACAACCAGUUUGUGUUUGUCUCUGUCUAUGUGUGUGUGUCUGUGCGUGUAAAGAGUCAAUGUGUAAAGCUGUCCCUGAAUCUGAUUUGAUUGGUCUGGACUCAUUGUGAAUUCUUCUUGUCAGUACAGUGCCUAGCACCAUGCAGCAACAAUCACAGAGGCCGACUGAUUUUUGUUUUGCACACACUUUUCUGUUGGUUUACACUUUUAUUUGAACGCUCUUAUAGCAUUUUAUGUCCUUAUUGGAUAAACCAUUAACAGUUUAACUAAAUUAGUACUUAAUUUAAAAAAGAAUAUUGAAACAAGAUACUUGUUUAAAAGCUUUUAUGAAACACAUAGGAUAGAAGAUGGAAAGCUGUAGUCCACUUCAUGCUGUCCGAGCCCUGCUGUCAAACUCCAUUACCUACAAUACAUCGGUCCCGUCGAGUGUGUAUGGGUUGUGUGUGUAUUUAGUGACUAGCGGUACAACAAA
Messenger RNA from Esox lucius (northern pike), 6445 nucleotides. RefSeq names its product TRAF2 and NCK interacting kinase a (gene tnika). Gene Ontology annotation, biological process: protein phosphorylation. The record is from RefSeq and is a predicted model, not a curated record. The coding region runs from base 396 to 4976 and encodes 1526 amino acids. The transcript is spliced from 36 exons. NCBI's taxonomy places the organism in Eukaryota, Metazoa, Chordata, Actinopteri, Esociformes, Esocidae. Gene Ontology annotation, molecular function: ATP binding; protein kinase activity.